UAUUUUCUUUGAACAAACUCAUUCCGGUAGAAACACACAUCAAUAAUGUCCAUUUCGUAAUAAUUUUUUACAUUUGUUGAAUUAAAAUAUUUAUAAAUUAAACAUUUGUUGCGGAAAAUGUUGUUGAAAUACGUUAAACCUUUGGUGGAACAACCGGUGAGAUAUAUCUCAUCCGCCUCUACAGCUGUUACAAGAUUACAUCGCUCCAUAUAUGCUCGUCAAUAUCCAACUGUUGUUGUUUUGCCAGAUGGAUCUACAAUUAACAUUCGCUAUGGAGAACCAAGAAAGAUUAUUAAGUUACCUUUGGACCUAAGCACGUUAACAGAAGCUGAACGCAAGGCUCGUUUAGAGGCCCGCAAACCACGUAGAAAGAUAAAUGUGGUUGAAGAAGUAGAAGAUAACUUUAACGCAAAGAAAUAUAUGAAAUACAUUAAGAAGAAGUAAUGGGUUAAGGAAUAUGUUAUUUACGCUAAUAAAAUUGUUAUACUUGGAAAACUAAA
This is a messenger RNA of Musca domestica (house fly), 500 nucleotides long. RefSeq names its product large ribosomal subunit protein mL55 (gene mRpL55). The record is from RefSeq and is a predicted model, not a curated record. Gene Ontology annotation, molecular function: structural constituent of ribosome. Bases 118 to 444 code for a protein of 108 amino acids. The transcript is spliced from 2 exons. Gene Ontology annotation, biological process: translation. Gene Ontology annotation, cellular component: mitochondrial large ribosomal subunit. Lineage: Eukaryota; Metazoa; Arthropoda; Insecta; Diptera; Muscidae.